This is a messenger RNA of Portunus trituberculatus (swimming crab), 2090 nucleotides long. RefSeq names its product solute carrier family 46 member 3-like. Gene Ontology annotation, biological process: transmembrane transport. The transcript is spliced from 6 exons. Bases 346 to 1752 code for a protein of 468 amino acids. The record is from RefSeq and is a predicted model, not a curated record. Gene Ontology annotation, molecular function: transmembrane transporter activity. NCBI's taxonomy places the organism in Eukaryota, Metazoa, Arthropoda, Malacostraca, Decapoda, Portunidae. Gene Ontology annotation, cellular component: membrane.
CAGCACGUCGCGACUAAUGCGUCACCAGUCAAGACCAUAUCGGCGGGGAGGAAAGUCAACCUGAUAUGGGACGUACACACCGCAGUACUGGCUGGUAGUGUGGCUCGGUACGUGCAAUAAACAGUACAAUGGAAAAGGAAACAAGUGAAAGGUCGGAAAAAAUUCAAUACUCAACAGGAAGUGGUCAGUGAACGAAAGGUAGAGCAGAGGUUGUCCUUACUUUGUUUCCACACAUUAACUGCUACAAGAAACGUCAAACAAGGGGAAACAAGACUUCUGCUUGAGGAGAGCAAGGCGGGAGGAGAGAGGAGCGCCCUGCGUCCAGCUACCACCAAGUCAAGAAAGAUGCCUGCUGUGAGUGAGUCGACGCCGCUUCUGAGGAAUCCUCCAGUGAAGCCACAGCCAUGCAGCAGGUCUUCCUUUACCCGCGCCCUGUCCCUGGUGACGGUGGAGCCUGCGCUCUUCUUGGAGGCGGUGGCGUAUGGCGUGAACGAGAACCUGCUCACCAACCUGACGGUGGACAAGCUGUGCUCUGUGCACUUCAACUAUGACGCGGAGACUUGCAGCAACCUGGACGCCGGCAACCACACGGCGCAGCAGGACCAGGUGCAGCGCCUGGCCUCAGACUACAUCAUGUACAACAAAUGGGUGGAAUAUGUGCCCGCUCUCCUCACCAACCUGCUCCUAGGCUCCUUGGGGGACGCCCGGGGACGCCGCCUUCCUGUGCUUUUGACUUUCAUCGGCCACCUGAUGAUGGCGGCGUGUUAUCUGGCCAAUACGUACUGGUGGCGCCUGCCAGUGUCGCUGAUCUGCCUGUCCGCGCUGCCCAUGGGACUAUUCGGUGGCCACGUUGGGAUCUCUAACGCCGUCAACGCCUACCUGAGCUCGUCCUCGGAGUCACGAUCACGCACCACCUCACUCUCCAGCGUGGAGUGGGUCAAGUACGCCGCACACCCGUUGGGGGUGUACGCAUCGUCUCUACUGUAUGCUCAUGGUGGUUACGUGCUGGCCUUCAGCUUCUACGUGCUGCUACUGCUGGCGAGCGUGCUUUACGUGCUGUUAUGUGUUGGGGAGCCGCCCGUUCCUCCCGGGAGCACCAAGCUGGGUAUGGCGGCUCAUAUCAGAAGUACGUUUGAAGUCCCAGUGAAAAUCCGCCGCAGCGGUCGCCGUGGGAUGGUGAUGGCGGCGUACACGGCGGUUGUGAUGCUGUGGUGCUUUGCCAGAGAGACCAAGGUACAGUUCUUCCUGUACGAGCGGAAGGUGUUCGGGUGGCAGUUGCAACAAUACGCUGACUGGCUGGUGUUCAGUUACCUCGUGAAAGCUGCAGGGCUUCUGCUGGUGGUGCCGGCCUGCAGCUAUUACCUGGGGGUGCAGGACGCCAUGCUGGGCUUCAUCGGUGGCGUCUCCAUGAUGUUCUUCUACACCGUGUUUGCCACAGCACCGGAGCCUUGGGUUCUUUACAUUGCUGCCGUGUUGUCCCUGUGCAGUGCCGUCCCCGUGGUGACUUCCCGCGGCGCCAUCUCCAAGAUUGUAGCCUCCAAUGACUUAGGAACGACCUUUGCCUUUCUGGCACUGCUGGAGUGCCUGGCAGUGCUGCUGGGCACGUCCUUAUACACUUCCAUUUACAACCUGACACUUGACAUCUUCCCAGGCACGCUGUACCUAGUGAUGGCCGGAGUGGGAGCGGUCGUGUGUUGCAUCCAUGUGUGGCUCCUCACGAACUUUGAUGAAAACUACAGCAGAGGAAAGUAAUCCACAAGAGGUCUAUCUCUUCACCACCAUCAUCACUACCUUUACCGCCGCUACUAUCACAUCACCACCAGAAAGACGAAGGUGGGACGUACCUGCUCCUGACGGACAGACAGACAGACAGACAGACAGACAGACAAUCAGUUAAAGUGUGUAUAUGAAAUUAAAACACUGGAUAACGACAAACCGUCUCUAAUAGAGGAAAUAAAAGCGGUGUAAAACAACACAUUGCAAAUAAAAUAUAAACACACACACACGCACGCACGCACGCACGCACACGCACACGCACACACGCACACACACACACACUGCUUCACAAGCCAGAGGACCGGGGUUCGAUU